This is a messenger RNA of Perkinsus marinus ATCC 50983, 1254 nucleotides long. Its product is annotated as transmembrane amino acid transporter, putative. The transcript has 2 exons. The record is from RefSeq and is a predicted model, not a curated record. The coding region runs from base 1 to 1254 and encodes 417 amino acids. Gene Ontology annotation, biological process: amino acid transmembrane transport. Gene Ontology annotation, molecular function: amino acid transmembrane transporter activity. Lineage: Eukaryota; Perkinsozoa; Perkinsida; Perkinsidae.
AUGUCGUCAUCAGUUCCACAGAGUAAACCAGUGUACCGACGUCUUGACUCGGAUAAUACUGUGACGACGAGGGCCUCGCCAGAUUUGGGUCGUCCACAAGUUCCCACGAAGAAAGGGAGCUUGUUCAGACUUACUCCCGGGGGCGUUACUCAGUCGAUGUUCACUUUAAUAUCAACAUCGAUGGGUGGUGGUGUUCUCUGCCUUCCUUAUGUGAUGAAGCAGGCUGGUAUCAUCAACGGACUCAUCCUGUUGGUAGUCUCUGCGGCUUUGGCUAUCCUUACUAUGUAUCUUCUGAUGGAGUCAGCCCAGAGGACUGGCAGAGGCUCCUACGGCUCUCUACUAGGCAGCUGUUGUGGUCGUUGGUCAGCUGCUGUAAUGGAUGCUAUCAUGUUUUUCUACGGCAUGGGCACGAUGACAGCAUACCUCAUUUUAGAAGGAGACUUUUUACCAGCUCUCUUCGCUUGGAUCGGCGUCAGCGUCCCCCGUACAUUCUGCAUCUUCCUGGUUGCCAUCGUGGCCAUCCCUCUCGUGCUGCCCGAGAAACUGUCUGUUCUUCGCCAUGUAACGCCUAUAUCGACUCUGGCCCUUAUCUUUACUGCUAUCUGCACCCUCAUUCAAGCUCCAGGGCGAGCAGAGAGUCUUCCUGAGGAUCUCACGGUUAACCUGGCUGUUUUCGGAUGGCCUCUUCUGAAGUGCUUGACUAUUACUCUUUUCGCAUAUAUUUGCCACACUAAUGUGGUUCCCGUGGCCAACGAGCUGAUCGACCCCACGCCCAAGAGGUGCUUCAAAGUUAGUUUCAGAGUGGCAGUGCUGCAGCUGGGCUUCUAUAUUCUAAUCGGUGUAUCUGGUUACCUCAGUUUCUUGAGCACUACUCAUCAAAAUUACAUCACGAACUACUCUCACGACGAUGUUCUCAUUAACCUCUGUCGUUUGGCCCUCGCCCUCAGUCUGAUGUGCUCUAUUCCGAUCAACACCAAUCCGACGGCGAGAGCCGCUGUGCAUUUCAUCUCCUCGAUGAAGGAGGUAUCGGCAGCACAAAAUGAGCCUCUUCUUGAUCAGCGCGAAAGGUUACCGUCGUCCCUCCGUUGUGAGAGUCGAAGCGAGAAGAUUCUUCGUAUUUCGAUUUCCCUGAUUCUUCUCGUGGUGACCUUGACCAUUGCCAUAUUGGUGCCUGGCAUCGCUGAUGUGUAUCCCUCUUGGGUGGUCCUUGGGGAACUCUACUGCUCGUCACUUGCCCUUGCAUUAUCUUCGUAA